AUGGCAGUAGAUUUUGUGAAAAUAAAAAGAUUGGGAAUGCCUUAUCUGAUACAUGACAACCGCAACUCCCAUGUUCUCUCCAUCACAGAACAGUCACUGGCUGGUCUCCGACCCAUAAUGCAUGUUGGAAAAACUGGUCAGAUGGUUGAUUUGGAGAUUGGAGUGGCCCAUAAUAAAUGGAAUGUUCAGGGGGCGUCAAAGGUAAGAUUUUUGAGACGUUUUAAUUUUCAAGUCAACCAAAAUAUAGGAGGUGAGGAAAGAAAAACCGGACAAGAAAGCCAGUACCCAAAAAAACCUAACAAGUCAAAGCCAAAGGCAGACAAUAACAAAAACAAGAGCAGCAAUGGAACCCUGGUCGAGUCCGAGGUUAUUGCUGACCCAUCUUCAAACACUGAAUCAAGAGAACAAGAAAACGGAAACAAGACCAACAAGAAUGUUAAACCCAAUAAGAGGAAACGCAAGGAAAAAGUAGAAGAGAAUGAGGAAGAAGAAGCAAAGAUGUUUACGUUUCCUAUGAAUAGAAUAAAGAGGAUAAUUAAGAGUGAAGAUUCCCGUAUGGCUAUUUCUCAAGAUGUUGUUUUUGUUGUUAAUAAAGCCACGGAAAAAUUCCUCGAACAAUUUUGUGAAGAUGGAUACAAAUGCUCUGUGGAAGAUCGCAAGAAAUCGCUUAGUUACAAGCACCUAUCAAUGGUUGUUUGUGAGCGGAAGAGAUAUGACUUUCUAUCAGAUUAUGUCCCUGAGAAAAUAAAAGCUGAAGAUGCAUUGAAAGAAAAAAAUUUGACUGAGACAGAGGCUGGAUAGGACCUUGGGAUACAUACAAACAGAGAUGAUGAUCGCACUG
Durio zibethinus is the source of this 841-nucleotide messenger RNA. It is a transcript of the gene NF-YC10, whose product is annotated as nuclear factor Y, subunit C10. NCBI's taxonomy places the organism in Eukaryota, Viridiplantae, Streptophyta, Magnoliopsida, Malvales, Malvaceae. Gene Ontology annotation, biological process: regulation of DNA-templated transcription. Gene Ontology annotation, cellular component: nucleus. Gene Ontology annotation, molecular function: protein heterodimerization activity; transcription cis-regulatory region binding. The record is from RefSeq and is a predicted model, not a curated record.